GCCAGCGCCGAGCGGAACGACGGGAAUACAAGUUUCUACACUUGGCCCGUCCUUUUUUUUUUUACGAGAAAAAGCUUUUUAUCUUCCUUUACCUCAUCCCCCCCGUUUCCACUACCGGAGGGGGGGGCACUCACUUUGUGUUUUUUUUCCUCCUCAUUUCAACUCGAUCUUCGACACUGAAACCUCGUUUGUUUUGGAUUAGCUUAGCACAGGCUAGCUGCCCCCCCCCCCCACCACCACCAGCACCACCAGCUAGCGUUCCUGUGAGAAGAAGAAGGAGAAGAAGAAGAAUCGGGCGGCGUGGCGGAGACUUCCCUCACUUCACGGCGGCGUGCGGGUCCCACGGAGCCGCCAUGCUCCUCGUCCCUUCCGCCCGCGGACAACCGAGACAAGAGUGACGACUAUUCAAGUUUUUUGUCCGGGUGGUUUUCCGGGGAGUCUGUCCCUUCGUCCGCGGCGUGGUGGUCAGCGGGGGUGACGGGGUUCAGAGGAGGGUCGUAGCCGGGGAACCGCGGAGAGACCUCGCUGCUCGCAGGAGUUUCCCCGGGGAUGAGCUUCCAUCUGUCCGCAGAAAAGAACCAGCGUCUCCCGAGAGGAUCCGAGUGAUCUACAGAACCUGUGGGCUCCGAUCCCCGGCGACUCCCCUCCGACCCGCAACUUUCUGCCGGAGGAAGGAGCCUGGUCGAGGGAUAGAAAACCCACCGAUCGCAGCCUGGUGGGUGACCGGGGGAUCUUCCAUCAGUGGAGCGGUGCAUCGCGGAGGAAUGAGCCCGGGGCCGGCGGAGCUCCUGCGGGGAUCUCCACACUAGCCCCCCGCGUGUGGGGUCUUAAUAAUAGCAGCAGCAUUCUUCUUCUUCUCUGGAUGUGCUGCAGCCCCCGGAGCCCCCCGAUGAACGUGGACUGGCGCCUUCAGGUGUGGAAAAUGAAGAUUUUCACUCUCACAUGUGUGACCAGGAGCCAGGAUCACGUUAUUUAAUGGUCUGCGUUGUGUUCCAGGGCUCGCACACACACCACGGACUCUGCUGGGGGGAUACUCAUCCAUUUAUUACUACCACGACCCCCCCACCCCCGGGCUUACGACUGGGGGGCAACCUUCAAUCACUUGUCCUCAUUGGACCUCCACUUUUUAUGAAUUGUUUUUUGAACUUUUGAUUUUUUUUAAAUUAAACAUUCAACCCCUCGAGAUUGGAGGUGUUUUUUUGUGUUGUUGUUGUCGGAAACACAACUUCUCCUCAAGUCAAGAUGCGGCGGUGGACGCUGAAGCUGAGAGCACAGAUCGUGUUUUUUAUCAUCUGCACCUGCAUCAUAUGCCAGUGUGGACUAACUAACGGAGAAAUAUGCCCGAGCAAGGACAUCCGGAACAAUGUGACCACCCUCCAGUCGUUGGAGAACUGCACCAUCAUCGAGGGACACCUGAAGAUUCUGCUCAUGUUCAAGACCAAGGCCGAGGACUUUCGUGGCCUCAGCUACCCGAAGCUACGAGUUGUGACCGACUUUGUGCUUCUCUUUAGGGUCUACGGCCUUGAGAAGCUCAGCGAUCUCUUCCCCAACCUGACAGUGAUCCGUGGCAACAACCUCUUCUUCAACUACGCUCUUGUGCUUUAUGAGAUGCUGCAGCUGAAAGAGGUGGGCUUUUACAGUCUCAUGAAUAUCACCCGGGGCGCCGUGAGGAUUGAGAAGAACCCAGACCUGUGCUACCUGGCCACCCUGGACUGGUCCAAGAUCCUAGACUCGGUGGAGGACAACUUCAUCGUGGCCAAUAAGAACGAGAGGGAGUGUGGCGACGUGUGUCCUGGCACGGCCCAAGGUCAGAACAUCUGCCAGCAGAACACCAUCAACGGACACUUCAGGUCACGAUGCUGGUCGCAGAACCACUGUCAGACAAUGUGCUUGGAAAACUGUAAACAUGGUGGGUGUAACCUCCAGGGCCAGUGCUGCGACCACCAGUGCCUGGGCGGCUGUACUGAGGCAGGUAAUGCAAGUAGCUGUGUGGCCUGCAGGAACCUCCAGCAUGGGAACACCUGUGUGGAGAAAUGUCCUGCUGGAUAUUAUGUCUUCAGGGGCUGGCGCUGCGUCAGCUUCUCCUUCUGCCAGGACCUUCACAACCAGUGUAAGCAGACUAAGAAGUUGAACCAGGAUCGAGAGUUGGGCUGCAACGAAUACGUCAUCCAUAAUGGGGCCUGUAUUCCAGAGUGUCCUUCUGGAUACACCACUAUAAACUCCACUACGUUGACCUGUUCACCUUGUGCAGGCCUGUGUCCUAAACUGUGUGUGGGAAAUAAGACGAUUGAUUCGGUAAACUCGGCCCAGGCUUUGCGAGGCUGCACGGUUCUCCACGGCAACAUGAUCAUCAAGAUUCGAGGAGGGAAUAACAUAGCUGCUGAGUUGGAGGCCAGUCUGGGCCAGCUUGAGGAGAUCACAGGCUACCUGACUGUUCGCCGAGCGUACGCACUGGUCUCCCUCUCCUUUCUACGCAAACUACGCAUCAUCAGGGGGGAGCAUCUCGAGGCAGAUAUUUACGCCUUCUAUGCGCUGGACAACCAGAACCUGCGAGAAUUGUGGGAUUGGUCCAAGCACAACCUGACCAUCCCGCGUGGUCGUAUGUUCUUCCACUACAACUCCAAACUCUGCAUGACUGAAAUCAGAAAAAUGGAGGAGAUAACGGGAACCAAGGAUCGCAACCAAAAGAACGACAUCGCUGUACGCAACAACGGGGACCAAGCCUCCUGUGAGACUAAGCUGCUGAAAUUCACUGUGAUCAAGACUACAUCAAAUAUCAUUAUGCUGAAGUGGGAGCCCUUUUGGCCGUUAGAUUUCAGAGACCUGCUGGGAUUCAUGGUUCUCUACAAAGAGGCGCCUUAUAGGAAUGUGACAGAGUUUGAUGGCCAGGACGCGUGUGGCUCUAACAGCUGGGCAAUUGCCGAUGUUGAAGCUCCAUCCCGUUCCACUGAGGGCAAGAGGGGGGAGGAUCCGGGGCACCUAAUCCGACCACUGAAGCCCUGGACCCAGUAUGCCAUAAUGGUUAAAACUCAACUGUCUUCAUCUGAUGAGCAUCAAGUUCGUGGAGCCAAGAGCGAGAUCAUUUACGUCCGGACCAAUGCCACCAAGCCCUCAGUGCCUCUCGACCCCAUCUCCUCCUCCAACUCCUCCUCUCAGAUCAUCCUGAAGUGGAAGCCGCCAAAAAGUCCCAACGGCAACAUCACCCACUACCGCAUCAUCUGUCGCAAGCAGCCCGAGGACAGUGACCUCUACAAGUUCGACUACUGCCUCCAAGGGAUGAAGCUUCCGUCUCGCACCCCGACCCACCUGGAUAGUGAGGAUGAGCAGAAGUGGAACCACACAGAUGAACCCACCUCAGGGGGAAGGUGCUGCGCCUGCCCCAAGACGGACACCCAGCUAAAGAAGGAGCAGGAGGAGAUCCUGUACCGCAAGACUUUCGAGAAUUACCUGCACAACGAAGUCUUCGAGAUCAGACCGUCUCGCCGCCGACGCUCAGUGGGAGUUGCAAACGCCACCCUCCUUCCUAACUUCCUUACCACAGCGCCCAGUUUUCCAUUUGGCUCCACAACAGCCAGACCUGAUGACGAUGAGGGAUCCAAGGUGGAGCUGAAGGUGAUGUUGAAGGAGUCAUCAGUCAUUUCCAACCUGCACCACUUCACCAGUUACAAGAUAGAGAUCAUGGCCUGUAACCACGCGACGGACAUCAAACGCUGCAGCAUGGCUACUUAUGUCAGUGCCCGAACAAUGCCUGAGGAGAAAGCGGAUGACAUCCCCGGCCCCGUCACCCAUGAGAUAGUGACGGCUGAGCCUCCCUAUGUUUUGAUCAAAUGGAACAAACCCCCAUCCCCCAACGGCCUCAUCAUCCUGUAUGAGGUGUUCUACAAGAAAGUUGGAGACUCAGAGGUUCACACAGCUUGUGUGUCUCGGCCGUCCUACAUCAAGUCAGGUGGCACGAAGCUCUCGCUUGUGCAGCCUGGAAACUACAGCGUGAGGGUCCGCGCCACCUCCCUGGCAGGAAAUGGUUCUUUUACAGGAACCACUUACUUCUUCAUGCCCAAUCCGGAUCAAGGUUUAGUUUGGAUUGUGAUCGGUCCAGUCAUCUGCUUUAUCCUGCUGCUAUUUGUGGGUGCUGUAGCCCUCUGGAUAAUCAAGAAGAGACAAACAGAAGGGCCGACAGGACCUCUUAUCGCCUCCUCAAACCCUGAGUACAUCAGCGCUAAUGAUGUGUAUGUUCCUGAUGAGUGGGAGGUGCUCCGCGAGAAGAUCACGGUGCUCAGAGAGCUCGGGCAAGGCUCCUUCGGCAUGGUGUACGAGGGGAUCGCCAAGGAUAUCAUUAAAGGAGACCCGGACACACGCGUGGCCGUCAAGACGGUCAACGAAUCAGCCAGCCUGCGGGAGAGGAUCGAGUUCCUCAACGAAGCCUCCGUCAUGAAGGCCUUCAGUUGUCACCAUGUGGUGCGUCUGUUAGGUGUGGUGUCCAAAGCUCAGCCCACCCUGGUCGUGAUGGAGCUGAUGACCCACGGGGACCUGAAGAGCUACCUGCGUUGUCUCAGGCCCGACUCAGAGCACAAUCCUACGGGCCGCUCACCUCCCACGCUGAAGGAGAUGAUCCAGAUGGCUGCAGAGAUUGCAGAUGGCAUGGCCUACCUCAACGCCAAGAAGUACGUCCACAGAGACCUGGCAGCCAGGAACUGCAUGGUAGCAGAGGACUUCACUGUCAAGAUCGGAGACUUUGGAAUGACGCGAGACAUCUACGAGACUGACUACUACCGUAAAGGAGGGAAGGGUCUACUUCCUGUCAGGUGGAUGGCUCCUGAAUCGCUGAAGGACGGAGUCUUCACUGCCCACUCUGACUGCUGGUCAUUUGGCGUCGUGCUGUGGGAGAUCACCACGUUAGCAGAGCAGCCUUACCAGGGUUUGUCCAACGAACAGGUUCUAAAGUUCGUCAUGGACGGAGGAUACUUAGACAGGCCGGAGAACUGCCCUGAGAGAAUGCACAGCCUCAUGCAGAUGAGCUGGCAGUACAACCCCAAAAUGCGGCCGAUGUUCCACGAGAUCAUCGAGAUGCUGCGGGAGGACCUGCAUCCCUCUUUCCACGAGCUCUCCUUCUUCUACAGCGAGGAGAACAAAGUCCCCGAGACAGAGGAUUUUGAUCUGGACCUGGACAACAUGGAGAGCAUCCCCCUGGACCCAUCGUCGUACUCUCAUAGAGAAGAGAGCUUAGGCAGGGACAGCGGGCCCUCGGUGGCCCUUAGGGGGAACUAUGAGGAGCAUGUCCCCUACACACACAUGAACGGUGGCAAGAAAAACGGACGAAUCUUAUCGUUGCCCAGAUCCAGCCCUUCCUAACAUUUCCUGUCCCCUAAACAAACUUGUUGAAUCUUCCCUGCUCCUUUCCUUCUUUCUGUUCCAGUCCAUUUUUUUUCCUGUAUUCUUCACUUCUCAUCAUUUUCUAAUGCUUCUUAUUCUUGGAGAAGCCCUUCAAAAAACAACACAGAUCUCAGGACUUUUUAUUUCCUUCCUCAUGGCUGCCAAACACAGGCAAGCAAGGGAUGCAAACAGAGUGCAACACUUCCUCCACAACACAUCGGGCUGUCGAUUUACCAGAUUACUUAUCUAUUGUUUUUCACUAUUGCCACGUUUCCAGGACUCAUCGUGAUGGAAACAUAUUGAGAAAAAACUGUGAACUCUACAAACCUUAGACAACCAAGAUGGCUGCUUACGCUCAACCUCCUCAAGACUUGUCCCUACUUUACCCUCUUCCACCAAAUCUGCAUUUCCACUUUUCUGUGCUUUGUCAUUUUUCUCUCAUUGAAACCUUUUUACUCAGAUAGUGGCCUUUUUAUAUGUGGCCUAUAAACAAAGAGAAGUGUCUAUCAGCGCUUACACUAAUUUUCCUUUUGAAGAAUGAAUCCGUUUGGAACAGUGGGAUGACUUGCAAAGACUUGAUCCUAGAACAAAACAUCGAUUCCUAGAAUGUUUUCUUUUAGUUUUUUCUUUUUCAUUUUUGGUUCUGCAGAAUUCCAAACUACACACAGAUUCAUCGGGUGUUUGGUGAAUAGUUUUAAUUUAUUUACUCUUAUCAUUAUUUUCUCUUUCUCUUUCUUUCUGUGUCCUCACUAUAUGGCUGAAGGAUAUUUAAACAGUUAAAGAAUUGGACAAAAGAGUUCAUCAGACUGACCAAUAGCUGCUGCUUUGAUAUAUUUUA
Limanda limanda (common dab) is the source of this 6208-nucleotide messenger RNA. It is a transcript of the gene insrb, whose product is annotated as insulin receptor b. Lineage: Eukaryota; Metazoa; Chordata; Actinopteri; Pleuronectiformes; Pleuronectidae. Gene Ontology annotation, biological process: positive regulation of phosphatidylinositol 3-kinase/protein kinase B signal transduction; protein autophosphorylation; cell surface receptor protein tyrosine kinase signaling pathway. The record is from RefSeq and is a predicted model, not a curated record. Bases 1243 to 5349 code for a protein of 1368 amino acids. Gene Ontology annotation, cellular component: insulin receptor complex; axon; membrane. The transcript is spliced from 23 exons. Gene Ontology annotation, molecular function: insulin receptor activity; insulin receptor substrate binding; ATP binding.